GCUGUCGUGUACUUUGGCGGGAAAACUUUUGAAAUGCGGAUGUUCAGUGUGAUGAUGACAUGAGAUUUGUUUGUCUGUUUGUGUUUGUGUUUGCCCCUGCCCUCGCUCACCAUGUGCGUGUGCGCGCGCGCGUGUGUGUUUGUGCGUUGGCACAUCAUGUCAUGUCACUCACCCGGUCUUCUCUCUUCCCCUCUCCCUGUAUGUUUCGGUUCUGUUGCAUCCACUGCCUUUGCAUUGACCUAUUGACUACGACCACCACUGCGACGACGGUUGUUCUUGGUUGUGUUGCUGCGCGUUGCUGGUGCGAUCAGGUUCACUGCCACCACACACGGCGUCUGUGACGCAGGCGUGUACCGCCAGCACGACGCGCUUUUGCUUGUUGUUCUUUGCUUCCAUUGCUGAUUGAGCAGCAUGGCCACGGUUGCGAGGUCAGAAGAAGGCGUGCCGGCAGCAGCGACGCCACCUCGCACACCAGGGCGACCAACUUCAGCUUGGCCAGCCUUGAAGCACCGCAUCACCAAACUUGCCCAACAGGCCUCGAACACCAACUGUGCGCUUGAAUCACAGCGUCGGCGCCUCUUCGAUACCCACCAAGACCUGCGCCAACAGCAAGAAGCAAACACAGAGCUUCGACAGCGGGUCGCACAGCUCGAGUACGCCCUGCAGUCUCGCGAACACCAGCACGAGGUGCAACUGGAAGAAUACAGACAGGAGCUGGCGCACACUCAGCUGCAACAUGAAGGCAUCGUGCAAUGCCUCGGCAAGAAGCUGGAGGAUGCCAUCGCUUCUGCCACGCAGCUCGAAGCGCAACAGGUUGUCUGGGAGGAAGCUCAAGCACAGCAACAGCAACAAACGCAGCGCAUGGCGACGCAACUGGAGGCGUCUGUCACGGCGAGGGCGGAGGCGCGCGAUGAGUUCAUGCGGGUGAAGAGCGACCUUGAACAUGUCCACCAGCAGCUCGAGGCCCUCACGGCCGUCAAAGAUCAAUUGCUCGAUGACGACACUCGGCUCGGGGACGCUCUUGCCGAGUUGCAGCACCGCUGGAAACAGCAGCGUCUGCAGCAGAAACAGCAGCAAGACACAACGACCUCAAAUGAUGCCACAGGCACCUCCAAACCGCCGCAACCGCCCACAGAUUCGCUCAAGCUUCUCCAGCAUGAGCUUGAGGAACGAACGCAAGAGCUGCAAGAAGCGCAGGAGAAACUGCACUCUGCUCAGCAGCAACUGGACUACAGCAACAGCGCCAUGCAGCAGUGGAUUCAAGAGCAAGAGUCGUUUUUCAGGGAGAAGGAGCACACGUUGCACCGUCAGGCUGAGCUUGAGGAGGAAAGCGACACUCUCAAGCAGACAAUCAACCAGCUCAAAGCCGAAGUGGCCCAAUCAGCGGUGAGUGUGUCCGCAUUGGAGGAGGAGCUCGCGCGUGUGCGAGAGGUGGAAGCUGCAUCCCGCGAACAGGCGAAGCAGGAGCUGGCACAGCGCCAACAGGAGGCCGCAGCUUACACGGCAGAAUGCGAGGAGCUACGCAGCCAACUCGCAGUGCUGGAAAACACCUUGGCUGAGCAGCGUGCGCUGGCAUCACACGAAACACAGGAGGCGAAACGACGCCUACAGCAAGCGCAAGAACAAACAACAAACGUGGAGGAACUCGAAUCCAUCAUCUCCGACUUGUCCACCGCGCUCAAGGAGAAGCACAUCAGGGUACAGCAGCUGGAAGGAAAACUGGCGCGUGUCUCCUGUACAGAGGCGCUGCAGCAACAACUACAUGACGAGGUUGCCUCCAAGGACGCACACGUGAAGGAACUACACGAGCAGCUGCACCAGCUCAAGUUUGAGUUCAGGUCUUGCAGAUCAAAGCUAAAAGCAAAGGAGGAGGCGGUGGGCCGACUGCUGCGCCGCUGCGAGCGCCUGGAACAGAAACUGCAAUCGAACCAUGCCGAAUGGAAGGCCAAAUAUGAGGAGGUCGUGCAGCGGGCAAUCAAUGCUGAAGGACUGCUGCGCUUCAAGGAACAAGCGGAGGCCGAAGUUCGCAACCAGGAAACGUCAGCAAUCCCAGCGUUUCCGAGCAAGCCGCCGCCGUCAUCAUCCAAGGGCCAACAGCAGCACACGCCAAUGGCCCGCUCGAGAAAAGGGCGCCCGCGUGUGCGCGCAGCCAUGAAGAAGGUGCGCAAGACGCUGCUUCGCGAUGUGGACGGAGCCAGGGUCCACGAGCCAAACCACCCGCAUGCUAGUGACCGCGAAGAUGUGCCCGCCGAUGCAGGCACGUCGUUGGAGAGCGGAGAAAAAGCAACAGUGGAAAAGGAGAAGGAGCAGUCAGCAGCAGCAGACACAACAACAACUGCGGCGGCAGCAGACACAACAGAAGCAGCACAGGCAGCAACAUCCGGUGCAGAAGCAGUCACAGCAGGUGAAGGGGACAAAGGCAACCCGUCACCGAAGAGAAGGAAGACAGUUGAAUUGCCGCCACGAGAAAAUGGCAGCAAUAACCAAGAGGCAAAGUCGCCCACGAUUGGGCAAGGCCAGCAGCAACGCUCCUGUCAUCAAGCACAGCAAGAACUGCACGAGAGCAGCUGGUCAGUGGUUGUUGAGGAGGAUGACAUCAGCAGCAAAGAAGGCCUCCGAUCCAUCCUCAAGCAGUCAUGCAACAACAGCAACAAUCGCGGUCAUAGCGAUGACAGCUCCAAGCGCGUCUCGUUUGCUCGCACGCGUGGGGUGACACCGUUCUCCGCGCACAUGUCGCCGUCAACCGUGCGUGGUACCUCCGAAACCCGAGAACAACUCAGCGGCGUCAGCCACGCCAGCGCCACCAGUACGUCUGCUGAUAGCAACAGCACCAGCAGCACUGGUAGCGCCAGCAGCAGUCUGCGUGAAGCGGUGCCCGCUGUUAAAUCCACAACGACCCGAGGACAGCCACCACACACGCACGCGACACGUAGCAACACCACCACAGGUGGUGCCUCAGAAACGGGCACAGCUCUGCAAGAAGAUACACGCGCUGGUCCCGACACAAGCAGCAAGACGAGUAGGAUGCAGGAGCGUCACAGUGGCGACGAGAGCAUUGGAGGGCGGCAAGAAGAAGCUGAAGACAUCCGAGAACAGCAAUUGUACGGAGCUGAAAAUGAGCGACAGGAGUCGAAGGCACUUGAAGCAAACAGCCAAGGCGUGGAAGGUGAACAACAGCAACAGCAGCAACAGAACCAGCAACGUCGAGAGCAAGAAAGUUCCCGUGCCACACCUCGAGAAACGAAAAGUUGCAGGAACCCUGAGAUGCGGGACGAUCAUGCAGCGCUGGACGAGGAGAUGAAGGAUAUGGAGAAGAAGAAGGUGAAAACACAGAAGAACAGCAAGCAGUCGCCAGAAGCUGUGCAGGGAACGCAGCAGUUGCCACCUGAUCGUCAUCGGCAGGAUGACAGCAAGCGGGAGUGUGCAGCCCGGGGAGGAGUGCGCCUACAGACGAGCGAUGGCGAGAAGCAUCUGCUCGAGCCGUGGGAUGUUGAUAAGAUUGAGCCCGCGGGGGACAAAAGCAGUGACGCUGAGGAUGACGCAAUACACGAAGAUGUGCCUUCACCACAAGAACGCGCCAUGGAAGAUCAAGAGAAUCAGAAUAACUUGGAAGCAAGCAUUCAGAUCAUCCAUUUUGCAGAGAGUAAGAGACUCCGCAACUACCUUCGCCGGCGCUUCCCGGAGUGCAUCCCUGCUGACGGCACCACAGACUUUUCGUUCAGGGAGUUCUUUGUGAGCAUGCAGGGCGCAGAGAGAACGAUGCUCCAGCAUCUGCAGACACGCGCGGGUCAGCACGACGGAGCUGUCACACCAGCCAUCAUGGAGAGCAGUGUGGCCGACAGCAGUGCACAACAGGCGGAGUGA
This is a messenger RNA of Salpingoeca rosetta, 3864 nucleotides long. RefSeq lists its product as uncharacterized. Bases 412 to 3864 code for a protein of 1150 amino acids. Lineage: Eukaryota; Choanoflagellata; Craspedida; Salpingoecidae. The record is from RefSeq and is a predicted model, not a curated record. The transcript has 21 exons.